AGCUCAAUUUUUAAUAUGAUGCAGAUUUUUAUAUUUGCUUAUACAGAGAACUUUCUUUCUUUGCCCCCACUAUUUUUGAGACAAUAUAGAAAUGCAGAACACUCCUGGUAGUGGGACAGGAUACAUCCUGCAUUUAAUCAUGAGUGUUCUGUUUCUUCGGCUUACUAAGAUUCCUGGCAUGAGUGUUUGAAAAUGCUGGGAGGGGGGGUUUUUGGAGACGUAAUAGAACAUGAGAGAGCAUUCUGGAAUCUUCAGGUGGGGAAGUUUCCCCUCAAUUGUAUAUGCAGAUGGCACAGUGAUUUUCUAAUGAAGCACUGAUUUGUUUUUAUGACACAGAUAACUAUGGGACAUUUAUUUUCAGAUCAUUUGUGAGCAGCAAACGUUAGUUUAUUUAGUUAGUUAAUUUCUUCUGUAAAUUGAAAACUACAGUGCUUUCUACAGACAUUUUCUAUCUGGUUUUCAAAAUUACCCAUUGCCACUAUCUAGAAAAAUGUUCUCGGAAGUUGUUUUGGUUUUUUGCUUUUUGAAAUGUGUGAGGUUCAACAGUGAUUGACUCUGUGGUUCUGUGAGCGAGCAUCAGAUAGAGUCCAGUGAAUUGAGAGUAAUGCAAAAAAAUUAACUGGGAUGUUACUGACUGAGCAAUAUUUUGCCCAAUUUUAUGUAUUUCAUAGAUUAUAUUGUGCUUUUCUUCAACUUUUUAUUUUGAAAAUGAUUCAGAUAUAAUUGUUUUGACUGAAGUGCUAAAUCAUUAUUGAUUUAGGAAUUUCUGGCCGUGAACAGACAAUCAAAUGGGGACUUGAGUUUUUGUAGCUGUCCUUAGGACAUGCAUUUUCAACAGGGGUGAUAUCGCCCCCAACAGGGGAGAACUGGUCCUUGGGAAUGAAACGAUCUUAACUCUUGUCGUGAAUAAAGCACAUAUAUGCCUGCAGCGCAUAAACCGAGAGUGCGUGCAGUGUCUCUGUAGAGGUCGAACACGGUGUCAGGGGUAGAGGCACCUGGCCAACAGUCUCCACCUUUCUAACUUUCCAAAUUCUGAUGGACACCGAGAGCUCACAGCCCGUCAGCUCCACCUCAUUGCCGCCAGCCUGGAUGUUGGAUCUCAAUGCCAGAUUGCAGCGGGCAUCGCAGUCAAUGUUAGAACGGUCUGAACAACAGAUUAGGGCAGCUUCUGGUUUGGAGGAACUGCUGCGGAUCACGCACUUUGAGGACUGGAAGCUGUGGAGAUGCCGGCUGAAGCUCAAGAGUUUUACCAGCACAGACACUCGCUCUGCAUCCCAUCGGUCCACCAGGUUUGCGGCAACUUUCUAUGACAUUGAAACACUGAAAGUCAUAGAUGAAGAAUGGCAAAGAACCCAGUGCAGCCCUAGAGAGACGUGCGUGGAGGUUGCCAGCGAGCUGGGGAGGAGCACCAACACGUUCUUCAAGCCUCCCUGUGUGAACGUGUUCCGGUGUGGCGGCUGCUGCAAUGAAGAGAGCCUCAUCUGUAUGAACACGAGCACCUCGUACAUAUCCAAACAGCUCUUUGAGAUAUCAGUGCCUUUGACAUCAGUACCUGAAUUAGUGCCUGUUAAAGUUGCCAACCAUACAGGUUGCAAGUGCUUGCCAACGGCUCCCCGCCAUCCAUACUCCAUUAUCAGAAGAUCCAUCCAGAUCCCAGAAGAAGAUCAUUGUUCCCAUUCCAAGAAACUCUGUCCUAUUGACAUGCUGUGGGAUAGCAACAAGUGUAAAUGUGUCUUACGGGAGGAGAAUCCACUCCCUGGGAUGGAAGACCAUUCUCAUCUCCAGGAACUGGCUCUCUGUGGGCCACAUAUGAUGUUUGAUGAAGAUCGUUGCGAAUGUGUCUGUAAAACUCCCUGUCCCAGAGAUCUCAUCCAGCACCCAGAAAACUGCAGUUGCAUUGAAUGCAGAGAGAGUCUGGAGAGCUGCUGCCAGAAGCACAAGAUAUUUCACCCAGACACCUGCAGCUGUGAGGAUAGAUGCCCCUUUCACAGCAGAACAUGUGCAAAUGGAAAACCAGCAUGUGCAAAGCAUUGCCGCUUUCCAAAGGAGAAAAGGGCUGCCCAUGGGCUCCAGGGUCGAGAAAAUCCUUGAUUCAACUUUGUUCUCGAGUUCCCCAUCUUGUCAUUUUAAACAGCAUUCUGCUUUGCCAAGUUGCUGUCACUGUUUUUUUCCAGAUGUUAGAAAAAAAUCUGUUUUACAUAGUACCAUGGUGAAUCCAGACCAACCUUCCAUUAAACACUAGCUGAGGAUUCCCUGGUUCACUGACAGAUGUCUUCUAACUGAAGAUGCCUCCGCACAACAAAGAAUGGAGAGGAGGAAACCUCUAUAACCCUUUUUUUUUUUGGUGAAGGAAAAAGGUUUGAUCAUCAUGGAAUGACAGGUGCCCUGUGACUGAUUACUCAGAGCAGACGAGGCAAUUCGCAUAGUCUCCGAGUCCUUUGCUAAUUGCAAUUGUCUUGUGAAUUAUUCUGAUUCUCUUAUGCAGAUUUUGAUUUGUAUGAUCAGCACUGAUUUUCUGAUUACCGUCCAGCUUUUAGUUUUGAGUUUACAGAACUACUGUCUGUUGUUUCAUAUUUAAGCGUAUUUAAAGAAAAUAAACACCAUUAUUCAAGCCAUAGAAUAUUGUGUGUUGUUUAAUAUGCUACCACU
Molecule: messenger RNA, 2649 nt
Organism: Equus caballus (horse)
Lineage: Eukaryota; Metazoa; Chordata; Mammalia; Perissodactyla; Equidae
Gene: VEGFD
Product: vascular endothelial growth factor D
Biological process (GO): induction of positive chemotaxis; positive regulation of protein phosphorylation; positive regulation of endothelial cell proliferation
Cellular component (GO): membrane
Molecular function (GO): chemoattractant activity; growth factor activity; vascular endothelial growth factor receptor 3 binding
Source: RefSeq, a predicted model, not a curated record